AUGUCCCAGGUGGUGACAGAUGGGCCGUAUCCUCCGCUGAGUCCGCCGCCUGUUGCCCAUGAUGUUCCCCUGUCAGCUGCUGCCGAAGUGCCACUUGCUGCUGAUGUUCCUCCCGCUGCUGGGACUGUUCCUCCGGCCGUUCUUGGUCGUCCUCCUAUUGCCUCUGCUGCUGGACCGUCGCCGGAUUGUUUCAAACCUCGGAGUCUUCUUGCUCUGUAUGCUGAUCCUGCUCUGUCUAAGUGUUACAUCAGGUAUGAUGCUGCCAGUGGCAAGUUUGUUCAUCCGCCUGAAGCUGUUUCCCGUCCUCCCGACUGUCAACCGCCCGCCGUUACUGCUUCUCGUCCUGACCUGCUGACAUAA
This is a messenger RNA of Sycon ciliatum, 360 nucleotides long. RefSeq lists its product as uncharacterized. The transcript has a single exon. NCBI's taxonomy places the organism in Eukaryota, Metazoa, Porifera, Calcarea, Leucosolenida, Sycettidae. Bases 1 to 360 code for a protein of 119 amino acids. The record is from RefSeq and is a predicted model, not a curated record.